AUGUCUGGCCGUGGCAAGAGCGGCGGUAAGGCCCGAGCUAAGGCCAAGUCUCGCUCGUCCCGGGCCGGGCUGCAGUUCCCGGUCGGGCGCGUUCACCGGCUGCUGCGUCGCGGGCACUACGCGGAGCGAGUCGGGGCCGGCGCGCCCGUUUACCUGGCCGCCGUGCUGGAGUACCUGACGGCCGAGAUCCUGGAGCUGGCAGGCAACGCGGCACGCGACAACAAGAAGACGCGCAUCAUCCCCCGUCACCUGCAGCUGGCGGUGCGCAACGACGAGGAGCUCAACAAGCUGCUGGGCGGCGUCACCAUCGCGCAGGGCGGCGUUCUGCCCAACAUCCAGGCCGUGCUACUGCCCAAGAAGACGGGCGGCGGCAGUGGCGUGGGCCCCGCUAAGGCCGGCAAGAAGGGCAGCGGGCAGCAGUCGCAGGAGUACUAGGCCGGCCGGCCGGCCGACCCCCCCGGCACCACACAAAAAGGCCCUUUUCAGGGCC
This is a messenger RNA of Gavia stellata (red-throated loon), 490 nucleotides long. Its product is annotated as histone H2A. NCBI's taxonomy places the organism in Eukaryota, Metazoa, Chordata, Aves, Gaviiformes, Gaviidae. The record is from RefSeq and is a predicted model, not a curated record. Bases 1 to 435 code for a protein of 144 amino acids. The transcript has a single exon. Gene Ontology annotation, molecular function: structural constituent of chromatin; DNA binding; protein heterodimerization activity. Gene Ontology annotation, cellular component: nucleosome.